AAUCAAAGCUCAUAAGAGUUAUUGUUGAAGUUAUAUGGAAAAGAUUGCAACGUACAUCAUUCAGUUAUGAAGAAAAUCAAGUUGGAAUUUACUCAAGAUUAUAGCCAGUCCACUUCUUUUUAGAUGAAGGGGUGGAUGACGUCCGCUUCAUUGGUAUAUGGGGAAUGGGCGGGAUUGGUAAGACAACUAUGGUAAGAGCGGUGUAUGCGAGAAUCUCUCGUGAAUUUGAAUUUAGUUUCCUUCUUACUGAUGUUAGAAAGUCCGUUGAAGAAAGUAGUCUACUUAAGUUACAAAAGCAACUUCUCUCUGGAAUUUGGACAAGGAAGGCCAACUUAUCAGACCCUCAUGAAGGAGCCACCUUUAUAAGGAGGUUGUUAGGUCACAAAAAAGUUCUUCUCGUUCUUGAUGAUGUGAACCAUCCAAGCCAUUUAAAAUAUUUGGCAGGAAACCAAGACUGGUUUGGUUCAAGGAGUAGAGUGCUUAUCACAACUAGAAAUGAGCAUUUGUUGAUUCAGCAUGGAGUGGAGAGAAGAUUGAAGGUCGAAGAAUUAAAUGAUGAUGAUUCUCUUAAGCUUUUUAGCUGGAAUGCAUUCAAAAGAGGUUACCCUGAAGAAGAUUUUCUUGGUUUGUAAAAAUCUGUUGUAAGGUAUGCCAAAGGUCUUCCUCUAGCUCUUGAAGUACUGGGUUCUUUUUUGUAUCGAAGAGAUCUAAGUAAAUGGAACAGUGCACUGAUAAAGCUGGGAAGAGUUUGUAACUUGAAAAUUUUUGACAUACUUAAAAUAAGUUACAAUGAUCUAGAUUCCGAAGAGAAGAAAAUUUUCCUAGACAUUGCAUGUUUCUUUAAUGGACAGGACGAAGAUCGAGUAACAGAAGUACUAAACAGUUGCGAUUUUUCUGCAAUUAUUGGAAUACAAGUUCUUAUCGAAAGAUCUCUCUUGACUGUUUCGCAUGGAAGACUAAGGAUGCACGAUUUUCUCCAAGAAUUGGGAUGGGAUAUUGUCCGCGGGGCAUCUCCUAAC
Rosa rugosa (rugosa rose) is the source of this 1019-nucleotide messenger RNA. RefSeq names its product disease resistance protein Roq1-like. Gene Ontology annotation, biological process: defense response. The record is from RefSeq and is a predicted model, not a curated record. The coding region runs from base 165 to 632 and encodes 155 amino acids. NCBI's taxonomy places the organism in Eukaryota, Viridiplantae, Streptophyta, Magnoliopsida, Rosales, Rosaceae. Gene Ontology annotation, molecular function: ADP binding. The transcript has a single exon.